UCUCUUGUUAAUAUUUAAAUGGACACACAAACGGACUUUCAUUUGUCGCGACCGCAGAUAACAUUGCAAAACAUGAAUCCAGGCAGCAAGUUACCUCUAACAUCAUUCACAGAAAUGUGGUAUCAAAUAUUUCUCUGGGCCCUGUUCUCCUCGAUGUUUAUACACACGAUAGCUGGUGCAUAUUGUUUCGAUACUUUGCGCAAGCACAAAUAUGGCAAAUAUUUUCCACUGGUUAUCAUAAUAAUGGGUGUAUUGUUGCCACUGACAUCGGGUGUUGUCAGUUCGGCGGCGGUUGCCUUUGUAUAUAGAGCGUCCAGUUACCAAAUGCCACCCUUAUAUGCAUUAUUAUGGGGUAUCGGACAAACUGUGGUAACAGUAUGUGUAGGAUUGACACGAAUCUUGGCAACUUUGUAAUCAGUUUUCACAAAAGCUGCACUUGUAAUAUUUGUAGAUAUAUCCAAGAAUAAUAAUCAAGUAUUUCCUAAAUUAUAUAUAUGUACAUAUAUAUAGAUAAGUUCAUCAUUCUAAGCUAGUUGCAUUGACAUUUAUUAUUUGAAUUGUAAAAAUAGUGAAAAUUGCAAUUAUUAUUCAAAACUUUAACUGUUGGAAAGUUCUUAGCAAUAAGAAAACAUAUUUAUCAAAUAUUAGAGUAAAAGCAUCAUAAUUAUCAUACAUGUAUAUAAUAAUAAAGUUGUAAUUAAACAUU
This is a messenger RNA of Pogonomyrmex barbatus (red harvester ant), 706 nucleotides long. RefSeq names its product transmembrane protein 170B. Lineage: Eukaryota; Metazoa; Arthropoda; Insecta; Hymenoptera; Formicidae. The record is from RefSeq and is a predicted model, not a curated record.